Messenger RNA from Brachypodium distachyon (stiff brome), 932 nucleotides. RefSeq names its product auxin-responsive protein SAUR72. The coding region runs from base 77 to 532 and encodes 151 amino acids. NCBI's taxonomy places the organism in Eukaryota, Viridiplantae, Streptophyta, Magnoliopsida, Poales, Poaceae. The record is from RefSeq and is a predicted model, not a curated record. Gene Ontology annotation, biological process: response to auxin. The transcript has a single exon.
CAGCCGAGACCAUCCUCUGUUUUCUCUCCCUCUGCUUCUUCCAGGCUGAAAAAGCAACCGCCCGGGCAGCAGGACAAUGGCGAAGGGCGGCCUGAGCAAGCUCAAGUGCAUGAUCAAGCGGUGGCACUCGUCGAGCCGGAUCUCGCGCACGCACUCGGCGGGGUCGCACGGCGGCGACGGCGGCGAGGAGCAGGACACGUGGCGCCACGGCAUCGCCUCGGCCGUCGUCGGCGGCGGCCGCGGGGCGGGGUCGGCGUCGUUCCACGGCGCCGACGGCGUGCCCCCGGGCCUCCACCCCGUGUACGUCGGCAAGUCGCGCCGCCGCUACCUCAUCGCCGCCGACCUCGUGGGCCACCCCCUGUUCCAGAACCUCGUCGACCGCUCCGGCGGCGGCGCCGCCGCGUCAGCCGGGGCAGGCGGCACCAUCGUGGGCUGCGAGGUGGUACUGUUCGAUCACCUCCUAUGGAUGCUGGAGAACGCCGAGCCGCAGCCCGAGUCGCUCGACGAGCUCGUCGAGUACUACGCCUGUUGAUCUGCUCUGCUCUGCUCGCCGGAGCCGGAGCAGGAGGCUUCUGCGAAGGGUAAUUUAGUAAUCCGGUCGGGUUGUUCUUUGUUUCCUUAAGGUUAGGGGUAGAACUGUAAUAUACGCCUGUCGAUCGAGUACGAGCGAGUAAUUGAGCCGUGUGGAGAAUUUAUUUAACCUUGUGGCGUUCGUGGUAAUUCGGAGAUUAGCUGCAAUCACCGCGCGCCCAAGAAAGAAAAUGCUCUUCUGGAGCAGAUUUCUCUAAUGUUGGUGUAAUAGCUUCAUUCUUCUUCUUAUUUCCCCCUUCUUUUUCUUCUCCCCUUGAAAUAAUAUUUGGGGAUCAAUGCAUUAUGCAUCCAUGUACAUUUCCAUCGAUGUAUAAAAGUGCAUGCAGGCUCGUUUCUUAUUA